UGUGAAAGCAAAAGUAGUGGCUAACGUGAGGCGUGAAGCAGGUUCUCUAGGAGAGGGGAAUAGAUUAAUGGACUUGAUUAUCCAUCGAAUCUGGUAAUAUUGAUUUGGCCACAGAGAAUUUGAUACCUACGCUUUUUAAGGAUGUAAAAGUGCUAAAAUACAAGAGAAGAAAUAGCUGACAAAGAUGGCAUCAGCUAGUGCCAUAUUAAAGAAUGGAUCAGUAUAUAAUGGUCUAGUUGAUAUAAUGCUGGUGUUAGGUAUUGAUGAAAAUACAGGAUUAAGACCAGUCGAUGAAAUUGAAAAGUUCACAACAAAAGAGAUUUUUGAUAAUUUAUAUUAUCAGGAUUUUGAAGCACCCGUCCUGGCAGCCAUUACUGGGAAUAAAGCAUAUUAUUUCCAGCCAACUCUCUGGGAGGAUCCCCACUACCCUCCUGCACCAGACGAUUUACAUUCUGCAGAUGUCAAACAUUUCCAAUACAGACCUCGAUCAUAUAGUUUAGGUUCGAAAAUAAAGAAAAGAUCUGGUGUAUCGAGAACUGUAUCAAGUCAACUAGGUCAUCAACGUCGUCUGUCUAAUAAACGAACUUUACCUUUACCAGCCCCAGAUUUACCAGUCUCAGAGGAAAUGUUAAAUUCUAUUACCACAUUCUGUUUUCCAGAUAAUGCUAGAGCUUAUCGUCAAAAACCUGAGAAUGUCGUCCAUUUUCUAGUGUUUACGGAUAUAACAGGAAAAAAGACAUUUGCAACGUGUAUCACAUUCUAUAAACCUAUGAUCAUCUGGCAGGAUACAGAGUUUAACAUUCAUGUUGAUUUGGAUACAUCAGGUAAUCGAGGAGAGAAAUCGGAUCUGGUUUGUUAUUUACCACAAUGCUGUGUUCUUAUAUCAAAACAUCCAUAUUAUUAUUCCUUGAAGGAAUGUCUUUCAUGUUUGGUUGACCAUAUAGAACGUGAUGUAGAAGAAAUGUAUUCCUUUAUAAAAGAUUUUACUUAUAUCUUAUGUUUAACACCUGUUCCACCAUCAGGAAAUGUUCAAAUUGAAUUUAUGCUUUUCAAUCUACCUAUUACUCUACCUCCAUCAGAAUGGCCUGAUAAACCUGUGAUAAACGUUCCACUUCAUCUUGUGUUCCUGAUUUUCUCUGUUGAGGACGUCUUGAAGAUCAUAACGGCCAUGUUGACAGAAGAAAAACUAACUUUUGUUUCAUCUAGCUAUGCUUUAUUAACAGUUGUCAUGGAGAGUUUUUUGUAUUUUAUUUUACCGUUUAAUUGGAGAUAUUCUUAUGUGCCAAUAAUAACAGAUUCUUCCCUAGAUUUUCUGGAGGCUGUUGGUGCCUUUAUGAUGGGCUGCCAUAGUAAACAUCUAUCGGUAGUAAAACAGAUCAAUGAUAUAGUUGUUGUAAAUAUAGAUGACGGUACAGUCAGCAUUAACCAGUCUGACCACAAUAGUGAUUCUUAUUUGACUUCUGACACAAAUUGUUCAAGACUACCAUCCAUGCCCAAACAUUCUGUUAAUUUAUUUAAACAUCAUUUUACUCGUAACAAAUACCAAAGAGACCUGGCUGAUGUAUCAAGGCCGUUUCCAUUAAAGUUUGAAGAAGAGAAGAACCAUAAUAUGAAACAGAUACAGAUAUUUAAUGGAGAAAUUAGUUUUGCAUGUUUGGAAUUGAUGGUCAAUUUAUUUAGGGGAGUGAUUGGAGAACUGAAAAUAGAUGUUAGACAUUUUAAUAAGGUUGGCUUCCUAGAAACAGUUUCUGAAGAAAGUCGACCAUUUUAUGAAAAGAUCUUACCUACAUCUAUAUUUCGAGCGUUUUUAGAAGAUCGUCUGAAUGAGAAACAAGAUUAUUGGUCAGAAUUAGAAUUAAAAUCACGACCUGUAGCCAAACGUAUGAGUUUAACUGGUGAUAGAUUUCAACUCACUACAAAAUCUCGUAAGCCGUUAAAUAGACAUGUGUCAGUGUCAUGUUUUUCUGUAUUCAACAGACAAGAAUUUGAGACGUUUUAUUUACCGAGUCUCACUACUGUUAACAUGUAUGUCCGUAAAUGCAUCGAGAGUAUUUCAUGUAGAAUUGAGAGUAGUCGUGAUUAUACAGCCAGAUGUUCUUAUCGUUAUUUACGAGCUAUGUUUCGUGCCGCAGCAGGCAAUUACGUACAGGCACUGGAGGAUCUUUUCAACCUUCCGACUGGAUUCACUAGUCUACAACCCAAAGAUUUAAUUCGUGGUAUGAUAGAUGUACUAGGAGAGAAAGAUAAAGAAGAGUUAUAUAAACAGAAAGGUUAUAAACAACAGUUAGAGAGAUUACUCAACGAAGAUGAAACAGUCAAACGUCUACCUAUAAAACUAGAUAAAGAAUGUCCUGAUCACGACUUGUAUUUAGAUGAGUUUUUAGAUAUCGUAUCUUUACAUGAUAUGUCCACAGAUUAUGAUAUAUCUACUACACUGUUUGACGCUCUCAAGACUAUCAACUAUGUAGAUCAGUAUACUUAUGAAGUAUUUGAUUUAUGUUAUAUGGAGAAUCAGAAGAAUUGUUUAACAUGUCUAGCAAGUUUAACAGAUGAUGUUCUUGGUACAGACGAGAAUAUUCUUCAAAUUUCACCACUUAUUAAAACUGAUUAUGGUACAGGACGUGUAGGUCUCACUGAUAAAAGGUUGUUCUUCCUGAAAGAUGGAUCUAAUGCAUUUAAAGAAUUGAUCCGACUACAUCGUAUAGCCAGACUAGAAAAAACACAACUUCAUUCCUUCCUUAAAGCUGUUGAUGCUCUUACCAUACAAAAUGAAGAUGGCAGCAUAAAGUUUUCUAUUUGGUUAAAAGCAGAUCGUAAUUGCUGGUUUCUGCUCAUACAGGAAAUGAUGUGUGGUAGACGUGUUGCCAUAGCAACUAAAGAUCAUUCUGUUACACAUCAGGCUGCACAAAACGUUCUUCUGAUUGAUGCCGUUGUAAAAAGUGGAUUAUUUGAGCAGACGGCUCAUUAUAAUCGUAUCAAUGAUUCGGCUGAGUCACUGUGUUUCUAUUCGCGGUAUGUAGCUGAAGAACGCCAUAUUUUACCUAGCAACACUUUAUCAGCUCUACAAAAACGAGUUGAUCCUUGUCAGGGAGAGAGACAAAGAACAACAGUGGAAGCAUUGCUCUACACUCCAGGAUUUAAUACGGAUGAAGAAGAAAUUCCCCCUAGAUUGUGGUGUGGUAUGGGGGACAAAAAGAUCAGAAUAUUUGAUGCCUCAACUUUCUUAUUGGAAGCAAAUCAUAUUACAACCAAAAAUAACGUGAUAACAUUUGCUUCUGUUGGUGAAGAACAGGUGUGGGCAGGUGCUCUUGGAAUAUAUAUCAUAGAUACAAAAACUAUGACAACCAGUAAAACAUUAACAGAUCAUAAAGACCUUGUUAGCUCUAUAUAUCUUACUGAUGAUAAAAGGUACGCAUUUUCAGCAAGUUUAGAUGGUGUUAUUAUAAAGUGGGAAAUACCAUCAUUAAAAACAUUACAAGUCCUACACCUGGAGGAUAAACUUUGUUUACGAUCCUUAAAACUAGCAGAUGAUAAACUGUGGUGUGGUACAUGGGAAGGUAUACAUGUAUUUAAUGAGACAGGUUCCUGGUUAACCAAGUUAGAUUUUCAAUCUAUUCCUAUUAAAGACAGUAAAACACAAGAAAUUGAAUGUUUCGAAAUUACACCCAAUGAGCUGUGGGCUGGAUUAAGACGAAAAGGUAUGAUACUGAUAUGGGAUAGAGAGAGUAAAGAAUUGAAAACUACAAUACGAUUGGGUGCCAGAGGCAUCAGUACUCUAGUAUUGUCCAAUGAUAAGAUGUGGGUAGGCACCAAACAAGGAGAAAUACAUAUAUAUAGAGCCAAAGAACAUAAAUUAUGGAAGAAACUGACAGCACAUCAUGAUGCAAUACGAUCUAUGUGUCGUGCUGAAGAUAGGUAUAUCCUAUCAGGUGCAUGUAGUAAGGAUGGAAAAGUUGCUAUCUGGAGUCAAACUCUGUCUGUAGAUUCCGGUAGUUAUGAAAACACACAGUUAUAGCCACAGUUCUUGUUUACAUGUCAGUCAAAUUACAGUGGAAUAUUUUACAGACUUUAUAACUACAAAUAGAUGUAUAUAAUACACUUAUAGAUUGAUUUAUAAAUUAAAACAUUAAUAUUGUCAUAAUCUUUUUUUAAAAAAAGUCUUGUAAACAAAAUAUGCCAAAAAUAGACUGGCUGCCAAUUAGUAGUACAUAUAAACUAUAAAUUUAUGUACAGCUUAAUCAAUACAAUGUCCAUGUAAGUUAUGUUAUCUGUUGAGUAUGAGGUAAAACCACAAGUAGUUUUAUCAGUGAAAUUAGUCAACCGGUGAAAUACAGUGGUCAAUACAUGUACCAAAUGCUGUCAAGUGUGACAAUAAGCUGUGGGAAUAUGUGAUCAUAUCAGGUGCUCCAGAUGAUAUUUAUUUGCAGAGUUUACGAACAUUUCAAAUGAUGUACAAUCAAAAUGUUUGAUUCAAUUUAAAGGACAAAUUCUCCCGCAUGGCAUCCUUUUUUACACAUCACUAGACCCCUUAGAGUUAGUUCCCUUAAGACUUAUUGUCCACCAUGAUUACGAACAUUUGGCACCUCAUCAGCAAAACACAUAACUAAAAUUUAGAAUAACAUAAGUGUUGAUUUUAAUCUCUCAAGUUAAUAUACAACAGAUAAUGAUAUGAUGUAUAUUCAUGCCUGGAUUUUUUAAACUAAACAUUUAUGUUCAAAAUUAAAUAACCCAUGUUAUGUGGAGUUCAUUUACCAGUAUGUUUAUUUUUACUUGUUGAAUUGUUUUUUACCAUAAAAUACAUAUUUUAACCAGUACUCGAGUUAUAAUGAUGCUCACAUAAUUUAAAAAAUUAUAAAUGUGAUUUGAAAAAUUAUGAUGUGAUUUGAAAGAUUAUAAAUGUGAUUUGAAAGAUUAUAAGUGUGAUUUGAAAAGUCAUGUAAUCACUUUAGAAUUGUUAGAAUUUCGACGGGUGUAAAUAAAAUGCUCAUUUCAGGUUGUGUGGGGAAACCUACUAACAAUUGUCAAUCAAAGGAGAUAUAACAUUCACCAAGAAAAUAAAUAUCUCAAGUUAUGUAACGUAUAAUCAAAUCACAUUGAAUCAAAAGUUAUUUUUUUACAAACCUGGGAAUACUUCUAAAUUAAGAGCUGAUGUCUCUAUAAAUUAUUGUUAUACUUGUAAUUGUUUAUUAUAUAUAAUGUUAUAUUAUUAUUUAUGUAAUUUUAUCAUAAAAAACAUCCCAAGAUUGUGAGAGACAGUUAAAUAGUUUUUAAUGUUAACAAAAUUUGUCUUAAAAGUAAGUAUGUGAAUGUAAUUUUAUCAUGAAACAUCGUAAGAUUGUGAGAGACAGUUAAAUAGUUUUUAAUGUUAACAAAGUUUGUCUUAAAAGUAAGUAUGUGAAUUGUGAAGAAGAAUAUUUAAAAAAAAGGUUUCAAAUAUAUGACCCUUUUUCACAACGAAUAGGAUUUAAGGGAAAAGAUAUAUCCGAAAUUAAAACUAAAAUAGCCUUCAUUGGUUGUAUUUAGAUGACAUAUUUAACAAUAAUUUCAGUUUUGUUUGUAUAGGGAUUUCAUUAAUUUGUUCUUGGUAUGGUUUCUGUUGGAAGUUGGAGGUCAGUAUAAUUAUGCAAGAUGAAAAUAAUAUAAUGAAUGUUUGUUUUCUUUUCCCAAGAUGUUAGUGAAAAUGUAAUGAAUGGCUUUUUUCUUUCCCCAAAAUGUUAAUGAAAAUAUAAUGAAUGGUUGUAUUCUUUUCCCAAAAUGUUAGUGAAAAUAUAAUAAUGGUUAUUUUGGGAUUUUGUUACUGUCUAAGUUUAUUUUAUAAAUUUUACAACAUUAAUUUUUAUUAAUUUUUUGGCAGUGUUUUAAAUGGCCCUUGCUCUCUUUAUAUACAUCUGAUUUACUUUGAGCUUAUGUUCUUUUGUUUUGAUUAUAACAUUACAACAAUUACCCAUGAUUAUUUUUAUAGAAUCUUGUCAAGGCUUCAAUUAUAUUUUGAGUUUUAUUUGCAUAUGCUAUCAUAACACGACAACAUUUAUGGACGACUGAGGUGCUAUUGGUGUAUGUUUUGUUUGUCUGGCAAACUAUCUGUAAUAAUCGAAUAAAGAACUUAUUGUUUUAUUAUGAAGAAAGUAGAAGUGUGAUUGUAUUUCUUACUUUAAGGAGAAGUUCACCCAUUACAGAUGUAUAUAAACAAAGUGGGUACAUGCCAUAAUAAGUCUUUCUUAGGGUAUUCAAUUUUUUAGUACAAAAAGUAGCAAUUAUUGUGUAAACACAUGGAUUAGUUCAUAAACAAUGAAUGACAGUUACCCUGAGGACUUUUGAUUCUGCAUUAUGAAAACUAUUUUGAUAAUGAAUAAAAUAUAAAAAAUCUGAAAUGGUUGGACUUUUCCUUUAAGCAGAACCAAGUGGUUUAGGAGGUUCUGCACCUUUCCUUCCAAUUCUGAAUAUAAGUAGUUGUUAGGUCAUAUUUAAAUGAAUAUAUAUUUGAUAGUUUUAUUUAUCAGGUAAUUUGAGUGCUCUAUUGAAGGGGUAAUUAAGAUGAUUUUAAGAUAAUAUUUAGAUGAUUGUUUUGUUAAAAUAUUUAUAUAUUUAUGUUUUUGUUUACUAAUAUCAAAUUGUGUUAACAAUAAUAAACUAGAGC
Molecule: messenger RNA, 6637 nt
Organism: Patella vulgata (common limpet)
Lineage: Eukaryota; Metazoa; Mollusca; Gastropoda; Patellidae
Product: DENN domain-containing protein 3
Exons: 27
Coding region: 185-4015 (1276 amino acids)
Biological process (GO): regulation of Rab protein signal transduction
Cellular component (GO): cytoplasmic vesicle
Molecular function (GO): protein binding
Source: RefSeq, a predicted model, not a curated record